AUGGAUGACACACAGCUCCCACCGCGUGUCCCCCAGCAUCGACGAUCUAGCUCGGGCGGCGAUCCUUUCCAGCCCGCAGACAUUUAUUAUGGCGGUGCUCAAGCGGUUGAACGAGUAAAGAACCGCCGCCGUGCUUUCUCUUCGAGCUUGAAGUCGUUCAACCGCCAAGACCUCCACGAUAUGCUGGGCGACCGUAAUACAAGGCGUGGUAGCAUGGACCCCACAUCUGGCAACCCCAGGAAAUUCCUUGUUGACGUCGACGCCACGUUGGAGCAUUUACUAGAGAGAGAGGAUUCUGACAGAAACCAGCAAAUCACCAUUGAGGACGUUGGUCCUAAGGUUUUCUCUCUAGGAACAGCAGCGUCCUCUGGAUACAAUAAAGUCGACGUCCGAGGCACAUAUAUGUUGUCCAAUCUCCUCCAGGAAUUAACGAUUGCCAAAGAUUAUGGCCGCAAGCAGAUCGUCCUGGAUGAGGACCGUCUCUCAGAAAACCCGGUUUCUCGACUCUCGCGCCUAAUUAAAAAUUCAUUCUGGGACUCUCUUACUAGGAGAAUCGACGGGUCCAAUAUCGAGGUGGCCGGAAGAGAUCCUAAAGAUUGGACCGAUGAUCCUCGGCCACGAAUUUACGUUCCGCCUGGAGCUCCCGAACAGCUGGAGUAUUACAAGCGGAUCGCGAAAGAGAGAUCUGAACUACGUCUUGAGGUUAUAGAGCUGGCGGCAGAUAUCACGCCAGAGUAUGUGCGAGAUCUUAAUUACAAGCCUGGGCUUCUCGCCUUGGCCAUGGAGGAAAAGGUUGACCCAACCACCGGGAAGAAAGACUUCUCUGGAGUACCCUUCGUGGUUCCUGGAGGCCGCUUCAAUGAACUAUACGGCUGGGAUAGUUACAUGGAGUCUCUGGGGCUCCUAUCAAGCAACAGAGUUGAUCUUGCCAAAGCUAUGGUGAUCAAUUUCUGUUUCUGCAUCAAGCAUUAUGCGAAGAUCUUGAAUGCCAACCGUACAUACUAUCUGACGCGCUCUCAACCGCCCUUCCUGACUGACAUGGCCUUGCGCGUGUAUGACCGUAUCAAGAGCGAACCAGGCGCUUUGGACUUCCUUCGGGAGGCAAUAUUAGCUGCCAUUAAGGAGUAUUACAGUGUGUGGAUGUCCGAGCCACGUCUUGACCCCGUGUCAGGUCUGUCACGGUACCGCUCGCCAGGUAUUGGAGUACCUCCAGAGACAGAGGCGGGCCACUUUAUCCACCUGCUUACUCCCUACGCCGAGAAGCAUGGCAUGCAAUUCAAGGAAUUUGUCCAAGCGUAUAACGCCGGCAAAGUCGAGGAGCCGGAACUGGAUGACUACUUCAUGCACGACAGAGCAGUCAGAGAAUCUGGGCAUGAUACCAGUUACCGCCUGGAGAGAAUCUGCGGUCACCUCGCCACGAUUGAUCUCAAUUCUCUUCUAUACAAGUACGAGGUCGAUAUUGCUCGAGUAAUCCGGGUUCACUUCAAAGACAAGCUUGAGAUUCCGGUUGAAUUUAGGACACCGGCUACCAAGGAUAUCCAGAGUGAGUCAUCGUCUGUGUGGGAUCGCCGGGCACGCAGGAGAAAGAUGAGAAUGGACACCUAUAUGUGGAACGAAGAGAAGGGGAUGUUCUUCGAUUAUAACACAGAGACACAAGAAAGAAUGGACUAUGAGAGUGCUACUAGUCUCUGGGCGAUGUGGGCUGGACUUGCAACGCCGCGUCAGGCCUCUGAAAUGAUACUCAAGGCGCUUCCCCGCUUUGAAGAAUUCGGCGGAAUCGUCUCAGGAACGGAAGAGUCACGCGGUGCCGUUGGCCUCGAGCGACCCACUCGGCAGUGGGAUUACCCAUACGGAUGGGCGCCGCAACAGAUGCUCGCGUGGACUGGAUUCUGCCGAUACGGAUAUCAGGAAGACGCCGAGCGACUUGCGUACAAGUGGCUGUACAUGAUUACAAAAGCGUUUGUUGAUUUCAACGGAGUUGUCGUCGAAAAGUACGAUGUAACUCGACCUAUUGAUCCUCACCGAGUUGAUGCCGAAUAUGGCAACCAGGGUGUUGAUUUCAAGGGUGCCCCCCGAGAAGGCUUCGGCUGGGUCAAUGCUAGUUACGUUUACGGCCUGGAUAUCCUGAAUGCCCAUCAACGACGGGCUCUCGGUGCGGUCACCCCAUGGGAGACUUAUAGCAAGGCCCUGUCUUCACAGGGUGACAGCGUCCUUGGAUAG
Molecule: messenger RNA, 2220 nt
Organism: Aspergillus puulaauensis
Lineage: Eukaryota; Fungi; Ascomycota; Eurotiomycetes; Eurotiales; Aspergillaceae
Gene: NTH1
Product: alpha,alpha-trehalase
Exons: 5
Coding region: 1-2220 (739 amino acids)
Biological process (GO): trehalose catabolic process
Cellular component (GO): cytoplasm
Molecular function (GO): calcium ion binding; alpha,alpha-trehalase activity
Source: RefSeq, a predicted model, not a curated record